UUUUACAAAAUAUUUCAAUGAGCAACAAUUUUCUGUAUUCGCAAAUAGCCAGGAACAAAAAAGGGAACACACACACGUKGAUAAUAUGAAAGAAACRUGCUGGAAAAAAUAAAUUUACYCUUUUGGCUUGAAUGUGGCACAAAGUAUGUUAACUUAUAAAGCAAACCCUCACAACGGGGCAACGAAUACCGCACCAAUUAUUUUUUUUAACCCGUAAGCUCGAGUUUAUACACACUGAUAUUUACUGAUGCUCAGGGGACAUGAAUCAGCAACAAAGCAAUGAAUAAAAUUAAUCUAAUCGCUAGAGUUACACGUUGUACUAACAACGUUCCGGUAGCUGAGAUACCAUCACUCGAUGAGUGGGGGGUGUGAAGAAGGCAGUGGUGGGGGUUUGGGGGCUUUGGCUUCAGUAGCCAACCAAGUCGGCCACAGUCUGAUCCAUCUCGUCGGCGAUGGCUUUGAAUUUGCUCUUCUCCAAAACCAAAUCAUCUAAGAAGAAAAUCAACUCAAAUCAAUCAAAAAACCAGUUCAAGUUACCAAACUUGGUCCCUUCAAAUUUAUAGCUUUUCCAGUUAUUCCGCACCUGGAAAGCCACAAACUUCAAUGACGCGCACGUCAUUUUUCCAAUCCAGCCAAACACUGAAAUUCUAGUAGCUCCUCAACUGCUGAAGAAAAUUUGGAAAAAUGACGGAAAGAGACUUGGGGACGCUCCAACUGAUGAACGCGAUUAUAGACGAAAGUAUGCGCGCUUUUAAUGGACUUAAAUCGGCCACGGAACAAACCAUCCAACAAGCCACUGAAGACGUGAAAAAACGGAUGGAUGACAUGGUGGCUGAAGCCGCAGCUGAGUGCCAAUCGCUUGCUAAAACUACGGACAAGGAAGCUAAAAAAACAGUUUCAGACGCAAUAAAAAGCUACCAACAAACUAUAAGUAGUGCGGAAAAGGACGCGUCCCAAGCGAUAAGCAACGCGUGGAAAACCACCAGAGAUCAACUAAGCAACGUGCUGGAACAGGCUAAAACAACGCUGGGAAAACAAGCUACGGACCUGGACAAAGUGCUCAAAGAGGUGAUCAAGUACAUGGACAAAGUGGUAGCCGAUUAUACAAAAAUGGUGCGCGACUAUGCUAAAAUGGCCCAGAACAGUUUGUCUGAGCUAAGUAAACAGUACUUGAAAUAAACAUAUUUUUUACUGUUCCAAA
Messenger RNA from Dendroctonus ponderosae (mountain pine beetle), 1201 nucleotides. RefSeq lists its product as uncharacterized. NCBI's taxonomy places the organism in Eukaryota, Metazoa, Arthropoda, Insecta, Coleoptera, Curculionidae. Bases 685 to 1179 code for a protein of 164 amino acids. The transcript is spliced from 2 exons. The record is from RefSeq and is a predicted model, not a curated record.